Molecule: messenger RNA, 912 nt
Organism: Stomoxys calcitrans (stable fly)
Lineage: Eukaryota; Metazoa; Arthropoda; Insecta; Diptera; Muscidae
Product: protein CLEC16A homolog
Exons: 2
Coding region: 1-912 (303 amino acids)
Source: RefSeq, a predicted model, not a curated record
AUGAGGUCUCUCACCCUAAUGCUGGUCCUUGUGACUGCCCUACUGGCCGUGGCCUUUGCCGCCCCCGAGCCCGAACCCGAACCUGCGCCAGCCAAAGGUAAGUCUUCUGCAGCUUCCAGAUUCCGUGCAGCCCAGAUAAUCAACGAUGACGCCACUGAUGAGGAUAUUGGCGACAACGAUGGCGUCGACGAGAAAGAUGCCGAUGUCAGCGACAAGAAGGGCGAUGCUUCCAGUGGCCGUCUCUUCAUGAAGAAGUUCCUCUUGUUCAGAAAUAUGUUUGGUAACACCCAACAACCCGUCAUUCCCAUCAUCAUAACGGGAGGUACUAACACUGGUACUGCCACUGUUACCAAUCCAACCGCCAAUACUCCCACUACCACGACUGUUACAACCACCGGUACGAUACCCACGGCCACCGGUACCAUCACCACAACGCCGCUUACAGCCGCUGCUCGAGUUGAAAAGAAGAAGCCAGCUCAACGCAUUCAAUUAGCCGCACGUGGUUCCUACGAAAAUGAUAAUGAAGAAGAAGACGAACAAGAACAAGAAGAGAUGGAAGAAGAAACUCCUGUGGUCGAUAAUGAGGCGUUGGCCGCUGCUUUAGCUGCUAAUGCCGAGGAGUACGUGGUCACCGAUCAAGAGAUUGGUGGAACUUCCGAUGGCACAGGCAAUAACGCUGCUGCGAAAAUCAAUCUCAGACGUAAUGGCUCACAGAGAGGCAAAGUUGUCAGCGUGCGUGUGCCAGCCAAAUACCGUGGCUACUUUAAGAAUGGCCAACGCGUCAUGCUCAACAACAAUGGCGGCGUCAAACGUGUCGGUGGCAAAAAACGCGUCAUCAAGAAGCGCAUUAUCAAACGCGGCAAGAAGAACAAGAACAGGAACAAGCGUCGUCGCGUCAGGGGCAAGCACUAA